CCUCCUCUCCNUCUGGGCCAUGACUGGGUCCGCUUCGUGAACGCCGCCCUCGACGUCAACGGCGAGGUCUUCACGCCGAAGGAGCUGGUCAUGGUGGACAACAUUCGCUACAUGGGCCAAAUUGACUACCUCAUCUCCUUUGUCAACAAGCACGAUAAGCGCCUGCUCUCAAAUUACAUGCUGUGGCGUGUGGUGCUGCAGAACCUGGGCACCGGGAAUCGGGUGAUGCGCGACAUGAAGGACAACCUCAAUCGGCACCUGUACGGCAUCACCGAGAAGAUGGCCCGCUGGAAGCUCUGUCUGUCGCAGCUGACGGGCAGUCUCGCCAUGGCGCUCUCCUCGCUCUACAUCAGGCACCACUUUAAUGGCUCCUCCAGGGAAAGGGCCGUGGAGAUGGUCCGCUUCAUACAGGACGAGUUUGAUGACAUCCUCCACAAGACGGAGUGGAUGGACGGGGAGACGAAGAAGAACGCCUACAAGAAGUCGCGCAUGAUGAAGGCCAUUGUCGGCUACCCCGAGGAGCUGGCCAAUGACACGCUGGUCACCGAGCACUACAAAGAGCUCGAUCUGACGCCGGACAACUUUGAGCUGAACAUUCGCCGAGUGCGCAUCUGGGCGCACAAGAAUGAGUUUAAAAAACUCCGCCGGCGGAAUGAUCCUCACAACUGGAAGUACUUUGCCAACGCCGCCAAUGUGAACGCCUUCUACUGGUCGCAGGCGAACUCGAUCGUCAUCCCCGCGGGCAUCCUCCGCGACAUCUUCUUCGACAACGACCGGCCGCAGUACCUCAACUUUGGCACCAUCGGCUACGUGAUCGGCCACGAGAUCACCCACGGCUUCGACAACAUCGGCGCCCAGUUUGAUGAGAUUGGCAACGCCCGGAACUGGUGGAAGAACGAGACGAAGAAGCACUACAAUGAGAAGGCGCAGUGCAUGAUCAAGCAGUACAAGGACUACGACCUGCAGGCGGGCCUGAAGAUCAACGGCGACCUCACGCUCAAGGAGAAUAUCGCGGACAAUGGCGCCAUUCGGGAGGCCUUCCAGGCGUACGAAAAGUACACCAAAAAGUUUGGCGAAGAGCUGCCUCUGCCCGGGCUGAAGUACACCUCGAAGCAGCUCUUUUGGAUUGCCGCCGCCAUGAACUGGUGCAGCAAGUCCUCGCCGGAGAUGUUCAAGACGCGCCUGGACACGGACAGCCACAGUCCCUCGGAGGCGAGAGUCAACGUCGCCUUCAGCAACUACGAGCCGUUUGCGGAGGCCUUCCAGUGCAAGUCGGGCACCAAGUCCAACUCCGUUCACAAGUGCACCGUUUG
Messenger RNA from Rhagoletis zephyria (snowberry fruit fly), 1313 nucleotides. The record is from RefSeq and is a predicted model, not a curated record. Lineage: Eukaryota; Metazoa; Arthropoda; Insecta; Diptera; Tephritidae.